Molecule: messenger RNA, 3237 nt
Organism: Naegleria gruberi
Lineage: Eukaryota; Heterolobosea; Eutetramitea; Acrasida; Naegleriidae
Product: serine/threonine kinase
Exons: 1
Coding region: 1-3237 (1078 amino acids)
Biological process (GO): protein phosphorylation
Molecular function (GO): ATP binding; protein kinase activity
Source: RefSeq, a predicted model, not a curated record
AUGACCCAACAACACUUCAGCAGUAUUCAUCAUUUCUUCACUUUGUUUCUUCUGCUCGUGAUUAUUCUUUCCACUACUACUAAUAUUACUUUCGUUUCCGGUCAAGCUGUUUACACUAGUUCUGUUAUCGGUGGAACAUUGAACGAAACAAGAGCCAUCCAUGCCAAAAUUAUUAUCUUUGACAAUUAUGUUGGUCGUCAAUUGGCUAUCUCUGCCAAUGGUGAUAUGUAUACAACUUUGGGUAGAGGAACUGUUCGUAAAAUUACUUCUGAUGGAUUAUUUGUUCCAUCGGUUGCUGGAAUUGAGACCAGUUAUGGAUUUAGUGGUGAUGGUGGGUUGGCAAUUCAUGCACAACUGUCAUAUUCGCUGGGUAUAUCUGUUAAUCCAAUGAAUGGAGAUGUGUACAUAUGUGACAUAAACAAUCAUAGAAUUAGAAAGGUGUCGUCUGAUGGUGUUAUUUCUACCAUCGCUGGAACUGGUAGAACAACUUUAAAUCCCAUCUCUCCAAAUACGUACCGUCAAGAAGGAGGUUACAAUGGUGAUGGAUUGGCAACCGCAACAGAUCUUAAUUAUCCGAAAUAUGCUCAAGUUGACUCAAAGGGAGAUGUCUAUUUUGCUGAUACAUAUAAUGGACUAAUUAGAAAGGUUUCCAAUGGAUAUAUUACAACAAUUGCAGGUUCAAAGCAAAAUAGUACAGUUAAUACAUUUGGUAUGGCCCUUAAUACUACAUUUGGAGAUUUGAAAUCUUUUUCAAUGAAUUUGAAUACUGGAGAUUUGAUGAUUUAUUCAAAUAAGGGAAUAUUUAGAGUAUUUUCAAACGGUACUGUUGUAGUAAUACGAAACAGUUUGCUUAUUUCCAAUAAUUAUUUUGUUGACAUUACAUUCAAAUCUGAUACAGAAGUUCUUUUUGGAUUGACCAAUUCUAUUAUUUCUUACAAUUUAGUUACCAACACUUCCACUGUAUUGGUAACAGUUAUUUAUUUAUCAGGAUUUACAAUUUAUAGAGAUGAGAUUUACAUUACUCAAUCUUCAAGAAAUCUUGGACAAAUCAAAAAGUUAUCAAUUAUUGAAGGAAAAGUUAAAAUUAUACCAAUUGCAGGAAUUGAAGAUGAAAUGUUAGAUCCAUCCUAUUCCGGUCCUGUUCAAAAUGUUUCUCUUCUCAAUGCUAAUAGAAUUACAGUUAGUUCCUCAAAUGAAGAUGUGUAUUUUAGUGAAACAUAUUUUAACAUUGUAAGAAGGAUAUCAUUAAGAACAGGAAUUAUCUCAACAAUGACUGGAACUGGUGUCUGUGGUUACAUGUCAGAUGAAGAUGUUGCAACACAAGCUAAAUUGUGCAAUCCAGUUGGAUUAGCAAUCAAUGAUUUGAAUGAAUUAUUCAUUGCAAAUUCUAAUUAUCCUGCAAUUGUCAUGGUAAACAACAGUAGAAUUGUUCCAAUUUGUGGAAAUGGAGAGUAUGGUAGGUCUGUAGAUGGUAUUUUAGCAGUAGAUUCCAAGCUGGUCAAUCCUACUGAAAUUUCCUUAAAUCCCUUAACAGGUGAACUUUAUAUUUUGGAUGAUUACAAGGGAGCUGUAAGGAAAAUAUUCAAAAAUGGAACAAUUACUAGCGUAAUUACAAAAAAUUCAGGUUCUAGUGAAUCUAUUGACUAUAUUGCAGUCAACCCAAAGAGUGGUGAAUUUUAUUUUCUUUCCAAUUCAAUACUUUACAAAAUGACAACCAAAGGAAGAAUAGCUGUUGCAGGAUCAGGUACAUCAUAUGAAGAUGGUGUUUUGGCAAAGAAUUCUAAAUUCAAUUCUCCAAAAUCAAUCGCUUUCAAUCCAGUAACGAAUGACAUUCUAGUUACAAGUGACAAUUCUAUUCGAAUCAUAUUAAGCAAUGGAACAAUUACAACUUUGAAAUAUACCAAUACUGAUCCAUUUCCACUUUCUUCUUUAGAAGGUAUUGCUGUUAGCUCAAGUGGUGAUAUCUAUAUAGUAGAUGCAGGGAAUUAUGCUAUUAGAAAGUUGACACAAUGUCCAAAUGGAUGUUUUUAUGGACAGUGCAAAACUCCAAAUAUUUGCACUUGUGAUAAUGAUCAUUAUGGAAUUGAUUGUUCGAAUAGAAUUGAUUGGGAAUCAAGAACUGCUGUCAUUAUUGCACCAAUUCUAGUUAUAUUACUUAUGGGUAUUAUGAUUAUUGUAAUUGUAUUAAUUAUUUUGAUUUAUUAUUUUAGAAAAUCUAUUUCAGUUAAAAUCCAACAAGUUUAUGAUAAUUUAAAACCAAAACAAACAAAUAUUGAAUUGAAUCAAUCAUUGUUGGAUUAUCAACAACCACAAUUGUUUAAAACUAAUAACAUUUCAAUAGAGGAAGGAUUAAUGAAUGAAAAUGAUGAUAGUGACGAUCCUGUUAAUAGAUAUGAGAUUUUGGAAAGAAUAGGAAGAGGAGGAUUUGGUUCUGGUAAGUUUAUUGGAAAUAUUUUUAUUCGAAUCUUUUCCUUAUUAGUUUAUAAAGUUAAAUAUAUUCAAGAUGGUUCGAUUAGAGCCCUUAAAACACUCAAAUAUGCUAACAUUGAAGAGUUGAAUUUAGCAAUGAAAGAAGGAACCCAACUAAUGAAUUUAUCACAUCCAACCAUUUUACAUGUGAAUGACAUUUUUGUGGGUAAAAAUAAUUUGAUAUACAUUGAUAUGGAGUAUUAUGAACAGGGAGAUUUAUGUUCUUUAAUUUCAAAAUCAAAUGAACCUUGUAAGGAAGCAAUCAUUCUUCAAAUUAUGAAUCAAAUUUGUUCAGCUCUUCAUUAUGUUCACACUCAAUUGAAAUCCAUUCACAGAGAUGUUAAACCAAAUAAUAUAUUUAUCAAAUCAGUCCAUGAUAAUUCAAUUCAGGUUAUUUUAGCUGAUUUUGGAAUGGCUAAACAAAAUCAAGGAUCUUCAAAUAACUCAUAUGCAGGCACUCCAUUAUUUAUGAGUCCUGAACUUGCAAUGGGAUCUAAAUAUUCAUUUAAUACUGAUAUAUUUUCAUUAGGAGUAACUAUUUAUCAAAUAAUGACCAAGGAUAGUUCUAUUUCUGUUGGUCAAUUGCACCUUUGUAAAGAUUCUACAAGUGUUAAGGAGAUUCUAAGAAAUAAUAUGAGUCAAAGUGGAAUGUAUUCGGAUAAUUUGAUUGAAAUUGUAAUUAUGACUUUAGAGAAAGAUCCUCAAAAUAGAAUUGACUCUUCUCAAUUAUUGGAAAAGAUAAAGAUGAUGGAAUCAAGUCACCAAUAA